Messenger RNA from Leguminivora glycinivorella, 1272 nucleotides. RefSeq names its product magnesium transporter NIPA2 (gene spict). The transcript has 3 exons. Gene Ontology annotation, molecular function: magnesium ion transmembrane transporter activity. NCBI's taxonomy places the organism in Eukaryota, Metazoa, Arthropoda, Insecta, Lepidoptera, Tortricidae. The coding region runs from base 226 to 1263 and encodes 345 amino acids. Gene Ontology annotation, cellular component: membrane. Gene Ontology annotation, biological process: magnesium ion transport. The record is from RefSeq and is a predicted model, not a curated record.
GUCACUUGCUUACCUUCCCUCUUCCUUUCCUCGUAAAUAUGAAUCACAUUUUAAUCUUAUCGUUAUCAGUGUAAUUGUAGUGCUUUUAGUCAUUACGAUAGUAUGAAGACACCUGUUAUUUAGGAGUAAGAAAAUGAAUCCCCAACUUAUUUAACAGACAAACGUCCACUAUGUCACAGAGUAAAAUACUUGUUAAAAAAAUAAUUUACAAUUGACUAUUUAGAAAUGGAGCAAAUUACUAUAGAAGGGCAAGCGUACGAUAAUGUGUCAUUUCUAAUUGGACUAUCACUGGCAGUAUCUUCAAGUUUGUUCAUAGGAUCUAGUUUUAUUAUUAAAAAAGUAGCUUUAAAAAAAAUCAGUGCAAGUGGAAACGUUAGAGCAUCAGCUGGCGGAUUUGCAUAUCUUAAACAAUGGCUCUGGUGGCUGGGAUUCAUGACUAUGGGUCUCGGAGAAGCUGCCAAUCUACUGGCAUACGCCUUUGCUCCGGCUGCACUUGUGACUCCACUAGGUGCACUCAGUGUGCUGGUGUCUGCAGUACUCGCCGCUAAGUUUCUCAAUGAGCACCUUAAUUUCAUUGGAAAGAUUGGCUGCUUCCUGUGCAUUGUGGGUUCAGUCCUCAUCGUCAUACACUCACCAAAGUCUGAAGAAGUGAAGAGUUUCAGAGAGUUAGCAACUAAACUAAGUGACUAUCAGUUCUUGACCUAUAUGGCAACAAUUGUUUUCUUAUGUCUUAUAGUUAAAGUCAUAUUUGUACCUCGGUACGGCAAUCAGAACAUUGCAGUGUAUCUGUUGCUCUGCUCAGCUAUUGGCAGUUUAACAGUUGUGUUUUGUAAAGCAGUAGCUCUAGGGAUUAAGGAGACUAUUGCCGGCCAUGCCAAUAAUCUAACACAUUAUAUGUUUUGGAUACUUUUAGUAGCAGCUGUAAUUUGCAUAAUGAUUCAAAUGAAUUAUUUAAACAAGUCUUUAGAUAUAUUUAAUACAAGUGUCGUGAGCCCAGUGUAUUACGUGAUGUUUACAGUAUUAGUUAUUAUUGCAUCAGGGAUCCUGUUUAGAGAAUGGGAGAACAUGGCAGUUAUAGACAUUCUAGGAUGUGUGUGUGGCUUCCUAGUUGUGAUGACAGCAAUAUUCAUGUUAAACACUUUCAAAGAUGUUCAAAUUGCAUUCAGGGACUUGAAUUUAAAUGCAAGAAGGAGACAAAGUACUUUAGACGUAGAAUCUAAUAGUAAUUUCCUGAAUACUCUUCGUAAUGGCCGACCAGCAUGACAAAGGUUA